AUGCUCCCCACCUUCUACGCGUGGUCCAUCGAGCACAUCAAAAACGUCUUCGAGGCAAAGUGCGAGCGCGACGCGCUCCAGGCGCUCGACGACACCUUCUCGCACCGGCUCGAGUUCACGUUCAACGGCGCCCCGCUCCCGCGCGUCGGCCUCCAGAAGAUCGUGCUCGCCAUGCUCCAGACGUCCGGCUUCUGCCUGAACGUCGACUGGCUCAACGCGGUCGAGGUCCCACGCGACGGCUCCAACAGGAACGGGAUGCUCGGGGGGUACUACAUCAUCCGCAACGUCAAGAAGCCCCUGCCCGGAUCGUCGACGCUCGCCUGCUUCGAGCGCCACAAGUCUGUGAACGUCGAGAUCGAGUCCGAGUCGCCAGAUCCGUCCGUCGACAGCCGGCGCAUCGUAAAACUGGCCAUCGUGGCCACGGACGUCCCCGUCCAGACGACCCAGCCCCCGCUCUGA
Molecule: messenger RNA, 459 nt
Organism: Trametes versicolor FP-101664 SS1
Lineage: Eukaryota; Fungi; Basidiomycota; Agaricomycetes; Polyporales; Polyporaceae
Exons: 3
Coding region: 1-459 (152 amino acids)
Source: RefSeq, a predicted model, not a curated record